AUUCUUCAAAGAUUCCUGGACAACAGAGACAGUUUUUUCAAGCUUUUCAUUAGCAUUCAUCAGUCUAUCAGUCUUGGUGUCCAUCAUUCAGAUCUUGACAUUAAUACCUUGCAUCAAAGAAAAUAUUCUUUCUGAAGUAGAGAAUUCCUCUGGCUCCUUUGUUUGUUCAGUGUAUCUCAGAAGGACAGUCAAGUGGCAACAAACAGAAGAUGGAGAAACCCUUGCAGCUGGUUUAUAAUAUAGAUGGGAAACUGAAGCUGAACCCCGAGGCACUGCUGGUCCUCAAAUCCUUCGAGGAUCCAAUGAUUGUUGUUGCCGUGGUUGGUGCUGCUCGUACAGGGAAGUCCUACCUCAUGAAUUGUCUUGCAGGAGACAAGAAUGGAUUCUCAGUGGAUUCAACUGUCCAGUCUCACACCAAAGGAAUCUGGAUGUGGAUUCGAACCCUCCCUCAGAGACCUAAUGAGGUCCUCCUGUUGUUGGACACCGAGGGUCUGGGAGAUCCUGAGAAGGGAGACACUGCCAAUGAUCAUUCCAUCUAUUCACUGGCUAUCCUUCUGAGCAGCAUCUUCAUUUACAAUGGGAAAAAUCAAAUAGACCAGAAAUCCCUGCAAGACCUACAGUAUCCUUCAAUGGUGUCACUUACCCUUCAUUCCUUUAUCCUUGAUGUCGCUCCCAUUUUUGUGGCUGAACUGUCGAAGCGAAUCGAGAUGAAGUCCCAGUCCGAUGACUGUGACAGUUGGAACUUUCUUCGUUUCUUCCCAGAAUUUGUCUGGGUGAUCCGUGAUUUCACGCUGGAUCUCAACAUCGAUGGAAAACCUGUGACUCCAAAUGAGUACCUGGAGUUCAGUCUGAAAUUGAAGGACAGUGAAAUCAGUGAGCAAGACAAGAAAUAUAAUGAACUCCGCAAGUGUAUCCGCAAUCUUUUUCCCUCACGUUGCUGCUUUGCAUUUCCCUUUCCCACACACCCGAAUAAAGUCAACCAGCUCCAGAAAAUGAAGGACACGAUUCUGGAUAAUGAUUUCAUCAAGGAGCAGAAUGCCUUCAUCAGUUACAUCUAUGGCCACAAGAAAGUCAAGAGAGUUCUUGGGGGUCAGCUGGUCACAGGCAGGAGAUUUGCUGAAUUGGCCAAGAUGUACGUGGACAUGAUGGUGGAUGGGGUCAUACCGUGUGUGGAGAGCAGUAUUGCCAAAUUAAUGGAGGUGGAAAAUCAAUCAGCAGUAGAUGAAGCCCUGAAAUUCUACGAUAAUGAAAUGAAAAAAUUCUCAGAAUCUGACAAUCUUACUAUGAGCAAACUUGAAGAGUAUUACACUAAGAAGAAGGGAGAGGCUUUCAAUAUCUUCCACAAAAGGUGUAUGAACAACAACAGCAUCAAACACAUCAAGCAGCUGGAGGAGACGAUGAGUUCCACUUACAAGUCUCUCAUGGCCAAGAUCAAGGAAAAGUCACAAGAGCAAUGUAAAGCACAUCUUGAAAAAGAAAUGGCAUCAGUUAAGGAAAACCUGAAAUCUAGACAUUACCUGAGAGCUGGCGGUUUCCAGGAGCUGAAGACGGAUCUUGAAAAGGCUAUCAAGGAGUACGAAGAAAGGACUAAGAACGAGAUGGAGGGAUGUGCUGUCCUUGCACAUUUCCUGGAAGAGGAAAGACCUCGUCUGGACCAUGUACAGGAAAUGGACUGCCGGCUGAUGGAGGAACAAAAGCAUGCCUCUGCUUUGGAAGGGGAGCUCUCAAGGCUGAAACAGGAGAUGGAGAAGCUGGAACAGAAGAGGAAGGCAUAUGAGGAAUGCAGGAAUAACGAAAUCAUGGAGCAGAUCAGGAAAAAAUUUGAGGAGGGCAAAACAUACAAUGUGAAAGAGCUGAAUGAAGCCAUGGAGCAUAUGAGGAGUGAGAAGGAGAAAUACGAAAAUGAGGGUAGGAAGGAGGAUGCAGAAAGGGCUCAGCAGAGGUAUGAGUACCUGAAGAAGAAAUAUACAGAGUCAACAGAAUGGGAUUUCGCGAAAUUCAUAGACAAGAAUGCUUCUGUGGUUCUGGAUGUGUUUCCACUACUGAAAGGCUUGUAUCAAAUAUAUCGUCUCAUUAGACCUGCGGGCCAUAAGAAAUCGGAGGAGAAUUAGGCUAUUUGGCCCAUUGAUUUUGCUCCACCACUUCAUCAUGGCUGAUCAAUUUUUUUCCUCUCAGGCCCAUUCUCCAGGCUUCUCCCCAUAUCUCCUUAUGUCCUGACAAAUCAACCUCUGCCUUAAAUGUACAUACAGUCUUGGCUCCACAGUAGCCUGCGGCAAUGAAUUCCAUUUAGUCACUAUUUGUUUGGUUAAAGAAACUCCUCCUCAUCUUCAUUCUAAAAGGAUGCACAUCUGUUUCAAUGCUGGUUCCUCUUGACUUAGACUCUCCCACCGUUAAGAACAUCCUCUCCACAUCCACUCUAUCAAGGCCGAGUAGAUUUCAAUGAGGUCACCCCUCAUUCUUCUUAAAUCCAGUGAAUACAGGCUCAGAGCCAUCAAAUGCUCUUCAUAUGACAAGCUGAUCAAACAUGGAAUCAUUUUUGUGAACUUCCUUUGAAUCCUUUCCAGUUUCAGUAUAUCACUUCUAAGAUAAGAGGUAAGAUAACUGCUCACAAUACUCCAAGUGAGGCCUCACCAGUGCUUUAUAAAGCCUCAACAUUACAUCCUUGCUUUUAUAUUCUAGUCCUCCUGAAACAAAUGCUAACAUCACACUUGUCUUCCUCACCGCAGACUCAACCUGCAAAUUAGCCUUUCAGGAAUCAUAUACAAGCACUGCCAAGUCCUCUUGUGCCUCAGUUAGUUGUAUUUUCUCUCAUUUAGAAACUAGACAAUCCUUUCAUUUCUUCUACUAAAGUGGAAGCAAUACACUUCCCUACAUUAUAUUCCAUCUGCCACUUCUUUGCCAAUUCUCCUAAUCUGUCUAGGUUCUUCUGUAGUCUCUCUACAAACUCAACAUUAGCUGCCCCACCACCACUGCUCGUAUCAUCUGUAAAUGUUGCAGCAAAUCCAUCAAUUCUAUCAUGCAAAUCACAUAAUGUUAAAAGAAUUUGUCCCAACAUAGAACCUGGUUGAACACCAAUAGGUACUGGCAACCAACUAGAAAAGGCUCCCUUUAUUUCCACUCUUUCCCUACAGCCAAUCAGCUACUGCUGUAUUCAUGCUAGAAUCUUUCCUGUACUACCAUGGGCUCAUAGGUUGUUCUGCAGCCUUAUGUGUGCCACCUUGACAAAGGCCUUCUGAAAAUCCAAAGAAAUGACAUCAAUCAAUUCUCCUUUGUCUAUACUAGCAAGAAAGUAGUAAAAAAUGAUGUGUACAUUUAGAAAUGUGUCCACAACACCUAUCCUGUGACAUCCCUAACAGCUUCUAAGCCCCACAUCCCCCCCCCCCACUGCGUGCCCUGCCCCAGUCUGAUCAAUGAACUGGAUCCCACCCCACACAUUCUACAUCCAAUCCCCAGCCUGAUAUUGAGUUCACACGCUGGAAUAUUUAAAGCAUAGUUGGGAAUUUCACCUCACGCUCUGUAUGGAUUCCAUCUGGUGAAUCUCAGAACCCCAGAGAUGUGAAUGAGAUCAUUUCCCUAUGACUUAGUGUAAUAAGUCCAACUCACCAAAUCCCCUCCCACAGCCCACAGAUACUCUCCCCCAUCACCAACUUUCCCCACCCAUCAAAUCCCUUACCACAGUCCAUGGACACUCACUCCUUCA
Molecule: messenger RNA, 3700 nt
Organism: Hypanus sabinus (Atlantic stingray)
Lineage: Eukaryota; Metazoa; Chordata; Chondrichthyes; Myliobatiformes; Dasyatidae
Product: guanylate-binding protein 1-like
Exons: 10
Coding region: 210-2111 (633 amino acids)
Molecular function (GO): GTPase activity; GTP binding
Source: RefSeq, a predicted model, not a curated record